This is a messenger RNA of Varroa destructor (honeybee mite), 4397 nucleotides long. It is a transcript of the gene PolG2, whose product is annotated as DNA polymerase subunit gamma-2, mitochondrial. Gene Ontology annotation, cellular component: cytoplasm; mitochondrion. Lineage: Eukaryota; Metazoa; Arthropoda; Arachnida; Mesostigmata; Varroidae. The record is from RefSeq and is a predicted model, not a curated record. Gene Ontology annotation, biological process: mitochondrial DNA replication.
CCGCUAUGAGCGCAGCUUCUGUCUCAUCCGACUUUGCAGCGCGCAUCGUCAUUGUACCGUGUGUCCAGAAGCUACGUUUUUCGCCUGGUCGGCAACUGCCGCUACUCCGGUUCACAGUUUGCUGCCUAGCAGACAUGUAGUUAGAGAGCUGAGCUGAACCCAGGAUCCAAACAGAGUGGGAGCUCCCGAACCUAGAGGGCCUGCCCCUGUUGACUACUGUUGGGACGUGGCGAUUUUUACUAAGCCUACGCUCUCCGUGGAGCUGCUAUGUCUUUACAGGGGGUAUUAGCAGCCAAUGUAGUCCGUGAAACAGAUGCUUGAUUACUCCUCCUGACUUUGCGCUGCAUUGGUAGAAAGCCCAACCAUACUCACCGAUGGGACAACCUGUUGCACAUAAGCGAAGACUGAACACGCCAAUGGCAGGUAUCCUUCGUUUCGGACUGCCUACUUCCCUCCGACAUAACAUUACUUCGUUAUGGCUUAGGUCUCUACUAUGCUGUCCUAACAGCACUAACGUUUGUGGUGGACAGGACCUCGUUCAGGCCAUUUUUAAGGACAAAACCUUCGCCACCAUCGGAGUAGCCACUCCUGAAGCGGAUCGACUAACACACACGUUUAUCGCUGUACAAGACGACUUUCGUUGGUUUGAUUUUUGGACCCGCGAAAGGCGACUCUGGUGGAAACGAUUUAGCCAUAACUGUUCGAGAUUCGAAGAUGUUCGAGUUGACAUCGACCACAGUCAAAUUGUCUACAAGCGAGAUAACAUAGUCGAGACCCUAAUUAGAAAAAAACAAGGUUCAACAACGGUCAUAAGUAGUCAUAUUGAACUCGGUGAGGCUGUCCGAUGUUUGCUGGAUGACGCUCGUUGUGAAACUAUUAAGGAUACUCCAUGUUUUCGAUUGCACUAUCAGCUUGUCCCGUACCAAGUAUCGGUUACAGUGGCAUCAGAGAAACUCAGACCUCGUGCAGAUGAGAUCCUAACAAAUUUGAAAAAAUCGAAUGUUCGGUGCUUGCCAACGGUCAGUGUUACCCCAGCCGUCACGCCGCAAGCGUUCCAAGAUGAGGAUUUUCUAGGUGUGUACUUCAAUGUUUACAUAGAUGAAGACACACCUGAGACCAGCGUUGUCAAAGUACGGAAUCGAGAUACGGCAAGCUCGGAAUAUAUGUAUAUCCAUCAGGUUGUUCCACUAUUAGCGAGGUACCUAAAAACGGAGAUGGCUUACCCCUGCGAAAAGUACAUCGCACAGAAGGAGUCGGAACAAGAUGCACAGUCAACACAAAUCCGCGUACCUAAGGCGAUACAAGCGAAGAAGAAGACAGUACAGCCGGUGCAAGACAUAGCGUCGGACCAAGAUAAACGAAUUUGUUCUGUUACCAAUCACGAAGACCCUUUCAACUCUAAAGGCGAUCGGACUACAAAGCGAAGGCUGAUUCUAAAGAAAGGCGCUCGUAAAUCGUCUAAGUCAGAAUAAGGAAAUGGUUUGUUGGCUACAAGAGACCAUUGUUCUUUGCACGCGCAGCUGCAUCGUCCUCAGAUUUGUAUAGGGCAAUUUUUGUUAGCCGUAAGGUCAUCUCGCGACAACCUGCGAAUGCAUUUUUAUGGAGAGAACACUAUUUUUUAGUACGAUCAACAACGUUCACGAUCUAACCGGAUAUUGUCCAGCUAAACUGAAGUAAUCGUUCUUUCCUAUUGCUAGGGAUUGUAUCUGAAUUCGUCAAUAGCUUUGUUAAAAGAUAACGCCUCGGAUUCCUAUAUUAACAAUACAACAAGGCAAUAAACAAAAGUGCCAGGAUUCAGUUAUUUUCAGCUUUGUGUGUUGUAGUUUCUGUGCCUAGUAAAAGUUAAUAAUAUUCUGUCAGCGAGCCCUUGUACUAGUUAUACGGAAUGUUCAAGUGGAAAAUUUCACUUCUUUCUAUCAAGCAGUUGCAAAGGCAUCCCCUUACGAAAGGAAGCGCCUUCAUAGUAACUAGGACAGUAAAGCAACCGUCAUAGUAAAAAAAUUCCAGAAUUUAACCUAUAGUUGUGACCUGUCCCCAGAAAACACGGAAUGCAGUUAAUACCGUCGUAACUGUUCAAGUCUUAUUUAAGUCAGCGUGCACUUGUGCUAAAUCAGACUAAGUGUAUUUCUGACCCGCUAAAGCCACUAGCUUUGUGCAAUAAAUUUGCAACUUCAGAGGGCAUCGAACCUAUUGAGGAAAUCAUCAAGCACUAGAUGGGGUACUUUUUCUGACUAUCGACUCAUCACCAAGGUUACACAUGACCAAUACCGACACAUAAAAGAUAUAUCUAGUCAACCUUAAAUAUAUCGCAAACCACAGAGAAAUGAUGAGCGAGACAGCCUACAUGUAGCGUUUCUCUUUCUUCGAGUUUUAUCCUGUUAAGUGUUGACUUCAUUCUCGAUCUAUUAUCAUACGUAUAUUGUUGAGAUUUUGUAAAGAAGCGGGUGAGUAAAUGCGCCAGCCGGUCCUGGCACUUAGCCAUCACCUUCCUGUCGAGAGGUCCAUCGUAGCCAGUUAUAUGCAAGAAUGUUGGCGAUAGUGGGGAACGCUAAAAAGGCUUAUGGAUAUGAAUGACGUGGGGAUGCUACAUCGACGGUGAUGACGCCAUAGUUGAAAAGUGUUUACAAUAACAUAUUGAGCUUCAAGAGCAGCCGCAGCGUUCGACCUCGUCGAUUGCCACUGGGAGAGACUCUGAGUGUUAUUGGCGCCUUUCAGUGUGAGACCUAGCGCGGCGACGACGUCGCAAGACGUCAUUAAAUGGGAGGUCCUGGUUAUACGUGUCGAGACAGAUGCGACCGGAGACGCGAGACAGUCGACCUGGCGUUGUACCGGUACGAAGUAACCAAUGCUGGCCAUGGUCAAAGACGGUGAAAGUUGAAUAUCGUCGCAAGCAUAAUACGUCCUUGUGUGCUUGCACACGUUUUGUCUGCCAGAUGCAAUUGUCUGUUCAUCUGUAUAGCUGUUAUCCCAAUUUAGAUGAAUAUCGUCUACUUGUGGCCUGUCUGCGCUCUUCUUUGUUCACUUUAUCGGUAGAGUGAUACAAUAGCCUGUGCUUAUUCAAGCUGUAAUAGCUAUUAAUAAUGUCUGCAACCUGCAAGCUUCAUUUGUUCUACCAUCCGAUGCUGUCGAGCUUUGCUUACUAAUGGAAGGCUUCAUAUGUUGAUGUCAGCUUAGAGAGCCAUCGGUGUACCACAACACGUGCAUAGAUUUAUAUCUAAUACUCGAAACUCGUUCUUUUGAAAUGUUGAAGAAACCCUCGAUGUCUGUUGUUGGAGUCGCUGGCCGAAGCAGACCGACAUCGUUUGCCUAUAAUCCCGGCCACCCCACCGUUCGGUGCUACUAUUCCUCAACAUCCUUUGAUACAGGUGGGGGGAGGAAUCGCUUCUAGAAUCUCUGUGGGAUUGCUUACAUAUGAUCAAGCUAGUUGCUCCUAAACCUUCUAUUUGGCGUUCUUAGAAGAAAUGCUAAUAUAAGACACAGACGAUCAUAAAGCCAGACGCAUAGAAUCUAUGGUAGGCUGAAAGAGACGUUUAAAUCAACUUAUGAGCGCAGCUUCAAGUUGGAUUAAAUAUUUAGAGGACUUGAACUGCAGUCUCAAAAUAAAUACUAUGCAGCAAUCCUUGCGACGAUGAACGCCAUAUAUGGAGGCCUUAACUCUGCGGGAAGUUCAAAACCGUUCUCCCCAAGAGCAAUGUAGUGGGCACAAAGAGGAAGCAGAUAUCCCUUAGUAACUAACAUGUUGGCCGGAAGACCCCAGAAACGAACAGGGUGAAACAAGUGUUCUGAUGUGACGGAAGAGCAAUGCUUGUAAUAUUCCACGAUCAUACAGGACGUGUUCUAGCGCUCAAGUGCUGUUACCAAUAAAAAAAAGUUAAACUUUAUUAAAACGCUGUCUAAGGCUUGGUUACCUUAUAACCGCUAAAUCGCAGACAAAAGCUGAUCCUUUUCGGCAUUUCGAAAACGCAUCUAUGUAAUGUGGAAGCACACUGUGCAUGCAUAAGCGCAAAGUUGUUCGGUCUGAUAAGUUGUUGCUUUUGACAAUUACUUUUUGAUGGGAGUUCUACAGUAGUUCACCUACGCCUUGUGGGCAAACGAUACCAAGGAAUUAGCCAUGUCGACUACGAAAAUCGGAUACAAACGUAAGACACAUAUUUUUAUGAUAUAAACAGUGGAAAUAUACUUUGUAUCUCUUUACAGGCCCGAUACUAUUCGUCAUUAAAUCCGAGACCCGGUUUAAAUUUGAAGGUUGUUUAUACCCAAAGCCUUUUCUUCUCGUUCCCUUUAUUCAAUCCGUGGCACCACCUCAUUAAUAAAGCAAUUUCAAUAAAGUGUUAUAAAAUUAGAAAAGUUUAAUAGAGUAUGCAUUUUCAAAAUACUUUUCGAGAUUUCGAUCCCGG